GCGGUGCCUCCCACUGCGCUGCGCUACCAAGCCGAACGUAAAUGGCAAAGACCGUCAACUAGAUUGAUCGACAAGAAAUGAGUUUUUAUUUUUUGUUUUAUUUAAGAAAGGAAGAUUUCAAGUAAUUAACUCGAGAUAUAUGCAACAAUAUGCAUAUACACAUAGAUGUAGUCAGCUGCAACCUAUUAUCAACACAGUCAACUUGCCGUUUUGUGCCUUCCUCAUGAGUUUCCUCUCUCUACUUUUUUUUUUCUCACUUGGUGGGUGUCCCUUCUGAAAGUAGAAACCAUGUGUACUUUUUGCCCACUUUUUCUUCUUUCCACAUUCUUCUCUGAUGCCAGUUAUGUGCUCGCGCUAGAGAGAGAGACAGACAAAGAGAUAUUUUAUGGGGAAGUAGCGUUCCUAUUUAAAGCCAGUGGUUGCUUUUUUUUCUCUCCCACUCUUAAGCAACCUUAAUUUGGGUGAACCCUCUGAUCUUCAAUCUUAUCAUUAUCUUAUGCUCCUAUUUUUCUUUACAAAGUUCACAAAGCUUUGUUGCUGCUGCUUCACAAUGGGAUACCCCCAUAUCACUGACCUCAACUUGUCUCAUUCAUUCAACAACGCAAAUCCAAGGUCACCCUUGAUUCCAAAGCGUAAUGACUUUGCCUGCAGCCUCAACAACACUACCAUUAUCUCUCCUGGCCAUGCAACUAAUGCAAAUGAGCGAAGUAAGGCAGGAUUCAGUCAUGAGCAGCCCUUAGGAAGUUCACGUUGGAAUCCAACGCCAGAGCAGUUACUGGCACUGGAAGAACUUUAUCGACGUGGGACACGGACGCCAUCAGCUGCACAAAUCCAACAAAUAGCUAAUCGGCUUCGGAGGUUUGGAAAGAUUGAAGGGAAGAAUGUUUUCUACUGGUUUCAAAACCAUAAAGCAAGAGAACGUCAAAAACGCCGCCGCGAACUUGACACUGAACAACCACAACAACAACAAUGUGAUACUGAAAGCUUGGAAAAGAAGGAAUCAGGGACUGUAACGACGGGAUGUGAAAAUGAACAGACAAAGAACAAGGGUCCUCCUUCAAACUUCAGUAAACUUUCAGAGGAAUUUAUUUCAACGCAUGGAGUAGUAGCAGCAGCAACAGCAAAAAGUGAAGGAAGUGAGUGGAUGCAAAUUCAGGAGAAGGACUUACAACAGAGAAAGAGUGCAGUGAGGAGAGUUUCAACUUGGCAAGCUAUGGGGUUGUCUUGUUCACCGAUUUACCUCAUAAACAGCAUGACCGCAACUUCAUUAGACGCUAGAAGAGUUUUGAACACUCAAAAUGUAUGUUCAUUCCAACCCCACCAAGAAAGUAUUACCACUCUUGAAGAUGAAAACAGAGAAGAUCAGACCCUUGAGCUGUUUCCUCUCGGAAGCCACGAUCACAACCGCAUUAAUAUCAGCAAGAAAGACACCCAAGUGCACAUCAGAGCCAUAAAUACAACCUUCACUCCAAACCAGUAUUUUGAGUUUCUUCCUCUGAAGAACUGAAGAAGAAGGUAGCUUGGCAUGUGGCUACAAAUGCAUCAAUUAAAUACUAGUUUGCCAUUUAAGUAAAGAUGGUUAAGCUGUAUUAGUAGUUUGUUUUUUUGUAGGAAACUAGGGACUGUUUCAUCUGUGUCUGUCGUGCAUGGUGUAACUGUAAGACAAGGACAUAUAGUUAUUUUGGGGUUGCCUUUAAAACGCAUUUGAACCAUGUUGGUUAACCCAAGGUAAAGCUCCUUCAUUUUUCUUUAAACGAUGCAAUUGCAGAUUUUUCUUUGUUGAUGGUUUUGUCUAUUUCCUACAACUCUUUGAACGAUACAAAAAGAAAGAGAGAUGAGAAGGCAAUAUUGGGAGACAUAGAACAGGAGAAGGAUGUGAAAGAGUUUGAUG
Messenger RNA from Durio zibethinus, 1891 nucleotides. Lineage: Eukaryota; Viridiplantae; Streptophyta; Magnoliopsida; Malvales; Malvaceae. The record is from RefSeq and is a predicted model, not a curated record.